AACACUAUAAAAAAAGGUUUAUGGUGCUGAAUAUGAAGACAUCUCAGAUGUGAUUUGUAUGCUGUUUGAUAUCCACUUCAUUAAUCCAAACUGUUUAUCAUCACAUUUCAUGCCUUUAUUAGGUAAGGUCUUCACAUGUCUGCAUUAUGAUUUAAAGGCUGCAGUACAGUGCGUGCUUGUAAAAACGGCAGCUGACACAAAGAUUAAGCACCCUUGUGACUCGUUAAGUCCUAGAUAAUUCACUGCUGACUCGAUCCAAAAUAGCUACAGGUAACCUUUUUUAUUGGUGCUACUGGUAGUAAUGCAAGACGCAAACAAGCACAUAAAAUAAGAACCAAUGCGAGGCAUGAAAACAUUAUCAACCAUGAUGUGCAUAAAAUCUUUUGCUGUGUGAUCUAUCUAUUGAAAAUGUCCUUUGUUCAUGAGUCACUAUGAUAAGAAAUGAAGUUUGGUGCCUUUGGUGAAUUUGUACGCAUGACUGAGAAAUAUAUUGGUCAUUUUGCCAUAGUAGUAGAUAGUAUUUAGUAUCCACUCCUGUUUCAGUUGUAUUCCUUUCACUGUGAGGUGAUAGCAGUCGAGGCAUCUUUCUUCUUAGGGGGGGUUUAUUAAUUAUCGUCAACACCCUUCAAAACAUGACAGACGUUGUUUUAUGCAUCCACGUCAGCAGAGACAGACAGUCCUUUUGAGUAGGGAAAGGCAGGACUGAAUCCAUAUGUACAGUAUAUAUAUUAGGUUCCAUGCUUGGACAGCCGUAGCAGCUUGUGUGACUCAGGGGCAAUCAAUAGUUCACUGGACUUACAAUCUUACCAGACAGCACACAUGGGAGUGUCAGAUGUUCAAGAGGCUGCUGGCAAGAGUUUUGGCGUCAACGAAGGAGCCGACACUUUAAAACAGGAAUAUCUGGCAGGUGAAUAUGAGAAAUCCAUUUGCCAAGAGAGAAAAGAUGAGAUGAGGAUUAACAGUGACUAUGAAAUCGCAAAGUCAAACAAAGUUAACAGACUAAACCAGGACUUCCAGAAGAUUUUGGAAGUGAGGCAGAGGAGGAAAGAGAGGAAGAUCUCUGAGCACAAACAACAGCCAGCACCUGAGAUAGUGUCUGAUUUUGUUGAUGAAGAUGACUUUCUGAAAGCAGUAGUGGACAACAAAUUACCAAUGGUUGAGAGUUAUCUCGCCAGGCAUGCAGACCCAAACGCAUGUGAUAGUUUCAACCGCACAGCUCUCCACAGAGCGUGCUCUCGGGGGAAUGUGGAGAUUGUGAGGAGACUUCUGGAAGCUGGGGCUUUAAUUGAAAACAAGGAUAAGCUUGACGCGACUGCUGUUCACUGGGCCUGCCGUGGAGGAAGCCUACCUGUUCUCGAGCUGCUCCUCAACCACAAAGGCAACCUCCAUGCCAAAGACAAGCUCCAGAGUACUCCUCUUCAUGUGGCAGUGAGGACAGGUCACUAUGAAUGUGCUGAACAUCUCAUUCACUGCGGUGCCGACGUCAACGCAAAAGACAGAGAGGGAGAUACGCCAAUGCAUGAUGCUGUACGGCUGAACAGAUUCAAAUUUAUCCAGCUGCUCCUGCUGCAUGGAGCCAAUCUGAAACUGAAGAACUAUGAUGGCAAAUCACCCAUGGACAGCGUUCUGAAGUGGCAGAAUGGAGCUAAAAGUAUCCUAGACAACUAUAAGCACAAUAAAAAUUCACAAGACAAGUAAAGGGGAGAAGUAGCAACAAGCUGUACAACACUGUUGAGCAGAAAGUGAUCCACACUUGAAUAGAAAGUGAUACUUUUAGGUGGGCUGCUGAUAUACAAGUUGGAACGGUAAUCAGAUUUGUUGAAAGAAAUAUGUGAAAAUAUGAAAUAUUUUUUGAGGGUAUUGGAAAGUAAGGUGAAAUAUAAUGACAUUAAUUGACUAAGAAUUGGUAGCAGACUGAAACAAAAUGCUGUAGAAACCUAUUGUCCUAUUGUUUGCAGUGCUGUUUUUGGCAGUAUGUUUAACUAUAAGUUACUGACAUUAUUAAUGGAUUUCUUUAAAGCCUAACAAACCAAUACUGUGCUUUGAAUAUGUGCCUUGUUUGAUAGUGCCAUAUACACUCGCUGUCCACAACAGUCUCUAGAGUUUAUACAGAAUGGUGCAAAAAACAUCCUGUGAGCGGAGGAUCUGCAAGUUGCAACACGUUGUUGGUAAGAGAGGUCAGAGGAGAAUGACCAGACUGGUCUGAGCUGACAGGAAGUCUAUAGUAAUUCAAAUAAUCACUCUUUACGACUGUGAUGAGCAGAAAAGCACCUCAGAUCACACAACAUCUGGCCAUUUUCCUCUGCCUUCUCUUAUCAACAAGACAUUUCCACCCACAGACCUGUCUCUUACUCAAUGUUUUUGUUUUUUCACCAUUCUGUGUAAACUCUAGAGACCGUUGUGUGUGAAAUUCCCAGAUCAGCAGUUUCUGAAAUACUUGAACCAGCCCAUCUGGUACCAACAAGUAUGCCUUGGUUAAAGCCACAGAUUUCUUCCCCAUUCUGAUGUAUGAUGUGAAUAUUAACUGAAGCUCUUGACCUAUAUCUGCAUGAUUUAAUGCAUUGUGCUGCAGGUGCACAGGUGUUCCUAUUAAAGUGGACGGUGAGUGUAUUUUCAGUAAUGAUUUAAUAUUGUCUCCAUCAUGACUUGCAUUGUUUUUUGAUUUUCAGAAAUGGCUAUAAGUGUAAUAAGUGUAAAUGUGACUUAUUUUAGUAAAAUUGUACUGAAUAAA
This is a messenger RNA of Pangasianodon hypophthalmus (striped catfish), 2731 nucleotides long. It is a transcript of the gene ankrd1b, whose product is annotated as ankyrin repeat domain 1b (cardiac muscle). Gene Ontology annotation, molecular function: RNA polymerase II-specific DNA-binding transcription factor binding. Gene Ontology annotation, biological process: regulation of transcription by RNA polymerase II. Gene Ontology annotation, cellular component: nucleus. The record is from RefSeq and is a predicted model, not a curated record. Bases 820 to 1698 code for a protein of 292 amino acids. The transcript is spliced from 9 exons. NCBI's taxonomy places the organism in Eukaryota, Metazoa, Chordata, Actinopteri, Siluriformes, Pangasiidae.